AUGAAAAAACAAACAUCAUCAACAAUAAUUCAAACUGAAUCGGAAAUUUCACCAUUAAACAAACCUUCAACUGUUCUUACAUCAUCAUCAGAUGGAACCUCAGCAUCAGCAAAUCUGCCAACAAAAAUUGAUAAACUAUCAACAGAAACACAAUCUCAAAGAAUAUCAGCUAAAUUUGGUGUUGUAUUUACUAGUCAGGUUGUGGAUGUGUGAGUGUGAGC
Messenger RNA from Rotaria sordida, 221 nucleotides. NCBI's taxonomy places the organism in Eukaryota, Metazoa, Rotifera, Eurotatoria, Philodinida, Philodinidae. The record is from the annotation of a GenBank genome assembly.